Nicotiana tabacum (common tobacco) is the source of this 636-nucleotide messenger RNA. The record is from RefSeq and is a predicted model, not a curated record. NCBI's taxonomy places the organism in Eukaryota, Viridiplantae, Streptophyta, Magnoliopsida, Solanales, Solanaceae.
AUGCCUAUUAAGUUGGUGGUUGGUGAGUGUGCUUUAAAUGUGGUUAGCGCGUACGCGCCGCAAGCAUGGUUGGAUGAAGAGAUUAAAAGGCGUUUUUGGGAAGGGUUGGAUGAGAUUGUGCAUAAUAUUCCGCCUUCUGAGAGCUUAUUCAUAGACGGAGAUUUCAAUGGUCAUAUUGGGUCGGUUGCAGGUGGAUAUACGGAGGUGCAUAGCGGCUUCGGUUUCGGGGAAAGUAACGGAGGGGGCACUUCGCUGUUGGACUUCGCCAAGGCAUUUGAGCUGGUGAUUGCGAACUCAAGUUUUUCGAAGAGGGAUGAGCACUUAGUUACUUUACAAAGUUCGGUGGCGAAGACCCAGAUUGACUAUUUUCUCCUCAGGAGAGGGGAUAGAAGGUUGUGCAAGGAUUGCAAGGUUAUCCCAGGUGAGACCCUCGCAAUGCAACAUAGGCUUUUGGUAAUGGACGUUGGUAUUAUAAUAAGGAGGAAGAAGAGGUUAGUACGAGGUUGCCCGAGGAUCAAGUGGGGUGCCUUGACAAGGAUAAAGACCGGGAGUUGGAAGGAAGGUUAUCGGCUAUGGGAGCUUAGAGGAGUUAUGGGGACGCAAACACUAUAUGGUCGACGACGGCGAACUGUGUAA